Molecule: messenger RNA, 921 nt
Organism: Microdochium trichocladiopsis
Lineage: Eukaryota; Fungi; Ascomycota; Sordariomycetes; Xylariales; Microdochiaceae
Exons: 2
Coding region: 104-598 (164 amino acids)
Source: RefSeq, a predicted model, not a curated record
UUUCUUGGCUAUUCUGGAAUGGGGGCAUGAGUGGAAUCUGUCUCGGAGAAUUCCCAAUCGGUUGGUAGAGCGUGAUCCAAGCCCUUGGAGAAAAGCUUGGAUAAUGAGGCUCGUGAAGAAGGACAAAUUACUCUUGCCAAGCGCUUCUCCAUCCACGGCACCCCGUCCAGAGAUGCUACAAACGGACCCAGCAAGGUCAAAACUUAUAGCAAGCCUUUCGUCUCCGAUGCUUGGCGGGAAAGAUUCACCGAUACAGACGUGCACUAAGCCCUGUACCGAGAAGGUUCAUUCGCCUGCACCCAAGUCGGGCACCAAGAUAGAAAUUAUCACGCCAAAGGGACGGACACGGACUCGCAAUCAAUCAUCAUUCCCGAAAUUCGAUGCCGCACCCUUCCUUGACUCGGAGGAAAUUGCUGAAAGCCAUAGGACACCCUGCAACUGCCAGGGGCUCAGGAGUAGCCCACUCCUCGAAUGCCCCAUAGACGAAGCACGACAUCUACUAUUACAGGUUGUCAGACACAAGUCAUUUCGACCGUCCCUGGUGUUGAGACUAACGACGCCAUACGGUUUGAAGCAGUGUUGUGGCGCAGGCUUGUAGAGACCGUACCCCUGAAAUACGGCCAUGUUACACAAACGCACCAGGUAUGAGGCCAAGCCUACCAAGACUUGAGGCAACCCAGCGCCGGGAUCCAGGACCGCGCCACUGGAUGCCGUCUCACGUCUGGAGAGCAGUUGAGAUUGCUGCUGCAGCUCGUCUCAUGCAUCCAGUUUUCACUGUGCUCCAACAUGCAGGGCCGGCACCAACCCUGAUCCAAUUUCCCCCCGCUGAGGGAACAGAGUUGGUGCCCGCUGCUUGUCCGUAGGCGUGCAGGUGGAGAACAAGACCUUCCCAACCUCGAAGCAAUGGGGAACUUUCACGGG